AUGGUGGAGCUUAUUAUUGAGUAUGCACCAUGCCUUGAAAGAUUGAUCCAACUAGGUAAAGAGGGUCCAAGAACAAGUAGGGUCAUCGCCGCACCAAAAUUGGCAGUGUUGGGCUACCUGACUCCCAGAAUCUCCGAAUUUGAGCUUGGAACCAUAAUUGCUAAGGAAAUUAUCUCCAUCAGCUUGACUACUUCAGUGCGCACAGUGAGGAUCUUGGUUCUAGAUUCUAUUGGCCCCAAUCUGGAUGUUGUUGUUGGAUUCCUUAGAUACUUUCCCUGCAUAGAGAAGUUGUACAUCCAGUCACAUCUCAGGAUGGGUAUGAAAAAUGUGCGACAAUAUGACACACUUGAUCCUAUUGAAUGCCUUGAACUCCAUCUCAGAGCAAUAGUAUUGAAAACCUAUGAAGGCAAGAGACCAGAUGUUAACUUCGCCAAGUUCUUUGUCCUGAAUGCGAAGGUACUUGAGGUAAUGAAAUUUGGUGUUUGCGGUAAUACCUGCAAUGAGAAAUGGAUGGCUAAUCAGCACAGGCGACUACAGCUGGAUAACAAAGCUUCAAGAGAUGCGCAAUUUGAAUUUAGAAGAGAUUAUGAUAGUUACAGUUUUCAGUAUAACAAGCACAUACAUGAUAUGUGGGUGCUUGAUCCAUUUGACCGCUCAUUAUGUAAAUGUUGUCAGCUGGUUUCAUAG
Triticum turgidum subsp. durum (durum wheat) is the source of this 687-nucleotide messenger RNA. The record is from the annotation of a GenBank genome assembly. NCBI's taxonomy places the organism in Eukaryota, Viridiplantae, Streptophyta, Magnoliopsida, Poales, Poaceae.